ACCAUCCCUGCAGAAGCAGGAACUAGAGUCUACCCAGGAUGACAACUGUUAGUGGAAACAGGGAGGCCCAGGAUGAGAAGCCCCGGAUGUCUAGACCUUCGGAUUCUGAAUCCCUGAUUGCUACUACCUCAACUUCCCAGUUCUUAAAGUCCGAGUUGUUGCCUACUGAGGAAUUGAUUGGGAGACGGAAGUAUGACGCGCCAUCAUCAGACAUUUGGUCUGAUGAAGAUAAUGAGGAAGCAUUGGCGACCAUAGAAAAAGAUGAUAAGCCAAAGGAUGAAGCCCCUACUGACCGCCCAUUCUGGGCCAAUAAAACUGAGUACCUCCUGGCCCAGGUUGGCUUCUCUGUGGGGCUGAGCACCAUCUGGCGCUUUCCUUAUCUGUGUUUUCACAACGGAGGUGGCAGUUUUCUCAUCAUCUAUAUCCUCAUGCUGUUCUUGGUUGGAGUUCCUCUUCUAUUCCUGGAGAUGGCAGCUGGUCAGAGGAUGCGUCAGGGCAGCAUUGGUGUAUGGAAGGUCGUCAGCCCCUGGAUUGGUGGCGUGGGGUAUACCAGCUUCAUGGUGUGCAUCAUUGUGGGCUUGUACUACAGUGUCCUCAUGGCCUGGAGUCUCUUCUAUUUGGCUCAGUCUUUCCAGUCUCCACUACCUUGGGCAUGGUGCCCUUUACUGAAGAACUCCAGUGAUUUUGAUCCUGAAUGUGCACGGACAACAUCCACCACGUAUUUCUGGUACCGGAAGGUAUUGAAGGCCACAGAUGAAAUUGAGAUCGGUGGGCUACCAGUCAUGCAUCUCAGUGUCUCUCUUUUUGUGACCUGGUUAAUUAUCUGCAUCUCCAUGAUCAAAGGGCCCAAGUCCAUUGGGAAGAUGCUGUAUGUCUCAGUACUCCUUCCCUACAUCAUCCUUUUCUGCCUCGUUAUCCGGAGUCUCAUGCUGAAAGGCGCACAUUUUGGUCUGAAGAGUUUGUUGGCUGCCAAGGUGUCAGCCCUGUACUCUGUGGAAGUGUGGCGCCGGACAGGGAACCAAAUCUUUUUGUCCAUGGGCCUCGGCUUUGGCAGCUUCACCGCAAUCAGCUCGUACAUCCCUCGGUCCAACAACUGUGUCAUUGACGCCUUUGCUGUGGCUCUUCUCAACUUGGCUGCCUCCUUGACGGCCACGGUGUUUGUAUUUGCCUUAAUGGGCCACUUGGCUGUAGAGAACAACGACAAAUGUUACCUGAAGAAUGCUGAGACAGUGAUGAAUCUGGUAGCUACUGGGGUGAUCCCUCCUGAGGCCCAGCCCCCAGAGAGUCUGUAUCAUGAUCCGAGCUCCAUCUACUCCAGGUGGCUCGACAACCUCCCCGAACAAGUCAGAAACAUGGUCCUACUCCAUUUGUCUGAUUGCAACCUAUCUGAGAAAUUGGAGGAGGUUAUGGAGGGUCCAGGUGUGGCCAUCGUGGCAUUUACCGACAUUAUCUCUCUGUUUUCUGGAUCCACCUUCUGGGCCAUCACCAUUUUCUUGUUGCUGGCAAACCUGGGGCUGAGCACCAUGAUAGGGAUCUUGCAGGGCAUCCUUGCCCCUCUCCAGGACACCUUCUCUCCCCUCAGGAAACAUGCAAAGCUGUUCACAGUGGGUGUCUGUGUGCCUAUGUUCCUAGGCAGCCUCCUUUUCGUGAGGCCCUCGGGCAGCUACUAUGUGAACCUGCUGGAUGAUUACUGGGCGUCUCUGCCCCUCUUCUUCAUUGUCAUCUUGGAGAACGUGGCCAUGGCCUGGAUCUAUGGGGCCAGGAGGUUCCUUGCAGAUCUGAGUAUCAUGUUGGGCCGCCCCAUCUCCCCCGUCUAUCGUUGGCUGUGGUGCUUUCUGUCUCCACUUGUGCUGCUGGUCCUGUUUGUAAGCACCCUGUUUCAUCUGUAUCUGAAGACCAUCACCUACUUGGCCUGGGACUCAAGCAUUUCAAAUGAGGUGUGCCGAACUUAUCCAUCUUGGGCUAAAGUCUUGCUCAUAGUCCUCAUCGUCAUUACCAUCUUGCCCAUCCCUGCCUACUUCUUGUACAUCCUCCUUCAGAUGCCUCCUGUAGUCUCCAUGAUCCACAGUAGGGCCACAGAUAUCUUCAAACCUAAAGCUAAAGGGCGCUUACCCAAGCCUUGUCCACGGCUUCAGGUGAGGCAAAGCCAAAAGAAGAUUAAUGAAGUGGGUAAAUACCCAGGGAAAAAACUUUCUGCCCUGUGA
This is a messenger RNA of Diceros bicornis minor, 2204 nucleotides long. Its product is annotated as orphan sodium- and chloride-dependent neurotransmitter transporter NTT5-like. The transcript is spliced from 11 exons. NCBI's taxonomy places the organism in Eukaryota, Metazoa, Chordata, Mammalia, Perissodactyla, Rhinocerotidae. The coding region runs from base 39 to 2204 and encodes 721 amino acids. Gene Ontology annotation, cellular component: membrane. Gene Ontology annotation, biological process: sodium ion transmembrane transport. The record is from RefSeq and is a predicted model, not a curated record.